Rasamsonia emersonii CBS 393.64 is the source of this 1530-nucleotide messenger RNA. Its product is annotated as Proteasome endopeptidase complex. The record is from RefSeq and is a predicted model, not a curated record. The coding region runs from base 1 to 1530 and encodes 509 amino acids. Gene Ontology annotation, cellular component: cytoplasm; nuclear proteasome complex; proteasome regulatory particle, lid subcomplex. The transcript is spliced from 4 exons. NCBI's taxonomy places the organism in Eukaryota, Fungi, Ascomycota, Eurotiomycetes, Eurotiales, Trichocomaceae.
AUGUCCGAAGGCGCGCUACUCAAGCCUGAGAAGGAUUUCAGCAAGGAUGCAGACAAGCUGAUUCCUGAGGCGCAAGAACUUGCAAAGACCAAUGUUCAAGCGGCUAUAGACAAGCUGUCAGCAUUGGAGAAACAGGCAAGACAGGUACGGAAGCUGCGGGCUGGAAACUCCGCUCGACGUGUACUGAUAUGCGAUCGUCUUUUUCAGGCCUCUGAUCUCGCUACUACCUCCAGAAUCUUGGUUACUAUUGUGACGAUCUGCAAAGACGCCGGCGACUGGAGCCUGUUAAAUGACCAGGUCCUGCUGUUGUCGAAGAAACAUGGCCAGCUCAAGCAAGCUACGACGAAGAUGGUGCAAGUCGUCAUGGGUUUCCUGGACGAGACGCCGAAUUUGGAAGUGAAAUUGUCUGUGAUCGAGACUUUGCGGACUGUGACGGAGGGAAAGAUCUUCGUCGAAGUCGAAAGAGCUCGAGUUACUCGCAUUCUUUCGAAUAUCAAGAAAUCUCAGGGCGAUCUAAAUGCGGCAGCGGAUAUUCUCUGUGAACUGCAAGUGGAAACCUUCGGCUCCAUGGCCAGGAGGGAAAAAACGGAAUUCAUCCUGGAGCAGGUUGCGCUGUGUCUAGAACGGGGUGAUUGGACCCAGGCGGCAAUUCUGAGCCGCAAGAUCAACAAGAAAUACUUUGCUCGCAAACCGAAGAAGACUCCCGAACAAAUCGAAAAGGAGCAGAAGGAAUUCGAGGAGAGAGAAAAAACGCGUGCACCUGACGAGCCGCCGCUGGAGAAGGAUGAGGAUGUGACGGACUUGAAACUCCGAUAUUAUGAGCAGCAGAUCAUUCUCGCCAAGCAUGAUCACAACUACCUCGCCGUUUGCAAGCAUUACCGGGACGUUCUGGAUACAGAGUCCGUUGAAGAGAAUCCCGAACAAUUGCGUGCUGUCCUCGCGAGAAUCAUAUAUUACGUAGUAUUAGCUCCGUACGACAACGAGCAGUCCGAUCUUCUACACCGCAUACAACAAGAUUCCCGAAUCUCACUGGUUCCCGUCGAAGCGCGGCUGUUGAAGUUGUUUACUGUCCACGAACUGAUGCGCUGGCCCGAAAUCGCUGAAACCUUUGGCCCUCAGCUCUGUAGUACUGAUGUCUUCGACAGCCAACCUAAUCCGGCUGACCCUGAUGCGUACAUAAGAUGGCAAGACCUCCGUAAGCGUGUUAUCGAACACAACAUACGCGUUGUGGCUCGGUACUACACUCGCAUCCAGAUGGGGCGCCUGACGGAGCUUCUGAACUUGAAUGAAGACGAGACGGAGAAGUACAUUAGUGACUUGGUGACCUCGAAGACCAUCUACGCCAAGAUCGACCGUCCAGCUCGGAUAGUCAAUUUCGCAAAACCGCGUGAUGCCGAUGAUGUGUUGAACGAAUGGAGCAGCAACAUGAAGAGUCUCUUGGGCCUGCUUGAGAGGAUAGACCAUCUGAUUACCAAGGAGGAGAUGAUGGCCAGGAUCCUUCCGUCCAAAGGCGAGAAAGUAAAAGCGUAA